AUGUUUUAUGGUAAAUUCCAGGACUAUGUAAAGUGUUUGUUGCUGGUCCCUGACGUGGAGAGCCUUGCAUUAACAAGCCCUCUGAUUGGAGGGCUCCCUGGGAGCUCUCUCCUGAUUGGCUCACAGGCUGCUUCUCUGCAGCUAGUGCAGAUCCAGGCGCAGCUGGGACAGUUGAACAGCCCUUUGACUGUUAGCGGCAGAGCUAACUCCAGCGUUGCCGCUCCUUCACCCACUGCAGCUGCCAUCAGUCUCCUGAACCUGCUGAAGAUCGCCAACAACAUGUACAACCCGUACGGGAACCAGUGGCCGGGCCAAGGUCCCUACGGAGCCAACCAGAACUCUGAACGUGACCCUGGAAUGGGGACCUCCAACGUGGCCUAUCCCAACAUGGCCCAACCCAACGUGGCCCAACCCAACGUAGCCUAUCCCAACAUGGCCCAACCCAACGUGGCCUAUCCCAACAUGGCCCAACCCAACGUGGCCUAUCCCAACAUGGCCCAACCCAGCUUGGGGUCCUUCAACCCUCCUGGAGCCCCAGGGUCUGCAAACCCUCGGCCCAACAUGUACUCCCAGCCCCCGUCCUACAGAGCAGAGCAGAGCACAGUGGAGAUGGAGAGGAGCCUGGACCAGCAGCUGAGCCGAGCGCGUGAAGAGGUCCGUCGACUGUCGCAGCCGCCCCCUCAGAGAGAUGAUGCUUACUCUCCAUAUUCCAGCUACUCCUCCCCUGCCCCCGCUCCCUCCAGCCACCAGAGCCUUGGACUAGACAGUGGUGUUGGUGGAUCUCUGAGUUGGCUUUUGAACCUGAGCAAGCCGUCCUCAGUUGAACCGCGCCCAGUUCCGCACCCCUCUGUGAACUUCCUGAGCAGUGGAGAUGCUCCGAGGGGCCGCAGUGACUCUUCUAUUCCAGGACUGGGAGACUAUGCAGACCAAGACAAGCCUCCACCUGAAACCAAAGACCCCGCUCCUGCCAAGUACAACGCAGAGACAGCUGCCAACAUCCUCCGCCAUUUUAAGCUGGAGAAGGAAGAUCUUGAGCAGUUGAUCUCUUACCCUGAGAAUGAAAUCACACCUGAUAAUUUGCCGCUGAUCCUGCGGCAGAUUGCUAUGGACAAGAACAGGAAGGCUGCAACAGCACCCUCCUCUUACAAAGACUCUUUUCACCCGAGACUGGGAGGUGAUAGCCAAAACAAAGCAAUGGACUAUACAAAGAAAGACAUGCCAGCUUCCACAUCAAGUAGUGGAAUGGACCAUGAUAAGGACCGGUCAUACACCAGUAUUCCUCCAAUUCCAAGUAAAAUGGAAUUGGAAAAAGAUGCAUCGACUGUUUUGCAGCCGAGUAAGAUUAUUGAAUAUGGACAUACUGGGAAAUACAUGGGCAGUUCUGGAGCAUCGGAUAGUAAGGGUACGAUUGCAAGAGCGAUCCAAGGGAUAAUGAAAAUUGACACAGGUUUCAUAAGCAAACCUCUCCUGUCCACAUCUUCUACAACUCCGUCCACAGCUGCAAAGCCCAUUAGCAGUUUGGUAUCGCCACCACAAGACAAAGCUGGCCUCAAAAAGAGUUUCUCCUCAAUGUUUUCUUCAACUUUCACCCCUGCUGGGUCGAGCAGCAAGCCUUCCACUCAACCUCCUUCCAUAUUGAAAAACCCAACCCCAAUGAAAACGCCUCCCGCGACCACAGCGUUCAGCAUUCCCAAACAAGACACAGAUAUACGCCAGGUGGUGGAGGUCAAGCUGCAUUCUGGUGACACCAAGAAAACCAAAGAGCCAGUGCCUCAUCACAAACCCAUGGGACAGUCGGCCAAUGUGGUGAUUACGCCAACGAUGUCUCAGAGGACCGUGUUCAUGUCUGAUCCUCCCAACGUGUCGUCUAUUCCAACUCUCUCCAGCAACGCCACAGGACGCCCCACCAUCGUCCCGCCACUGAAGCAAAUGCCGCCUGCUGCUGCUCCAACAACGAAAGGGAAUUUGAUACCAGUAAAGCCAACGCCAACACCCCAAACGAAGGCCCAACCCAAACCCGAUCUCAAGGCCCAACCCAAGCCUCAAUCAAAACCACAACCGAAGCUCCAACCAAAACCAUCGAAGCCACAGUCAAAGCCGCAGUCAAAGCCAGCUCCAGCUCCAGCCAAGGCCUCCUCCUCGGUGAAGGGGUUGCCGACCUCCGCCAUGAUGGAGGACUACGCCGCUGCGACUCCGAGGAUCUUUCCACAUACCUGUUGUCUCUGUCACAAAGAAUGUGUCCAGAUGAAGGACUGGAUCUCGCACCAGAACUCCACCCUCCACAUCGACAAGUGCCAGUUCCUUCGCCUGAUAUAUCCAGAAUGGAAUGGAGAAGUCACUGCCAGAGACUUGGGGACAGUUCUCCCGCGGCACCAGGAGCAUCUCCGCCCUCGCUCUCGUUCUUCCAGCCCACAGCGCCGCCGGUCUCGCUCCACGCACCGCCACUCACGCAGAUGGAUGACCACCAUGACCCUCAUGACCACCAUGACCCUCAUGACCACCAUGACCCUCAUGACCACCGCGACCCUCAUGACCACCGUGACCCUCAUGACCACCAUGACCCUCAUGACCACCAUGACCCUCAUGACCACCGCGACCCUCAUGACCACCGUGACCCUCAUGACCACCGCGACCCUCAUGACCACCGUGACCCUCAUGACCACCGUGACCCUCAUGACCACCGUGACCCUCAUGACCACCGUGACCCUCAUGACCACCGUGACCCUCACGACCCUCAUGACCACCACGACCCUCAUGACCACCGUGACCCUCAUGACCACUGUGACCCUCAUGACCACCGUGACCCUCAUGACCACCGUGAUCCUCACCCUCAUGACCACCAUGACCCUCAUGACCACCACGACCCUCAUGACCACCGCGACCCUCAUGACCACCGCGACCCUCAUGACCACCACGACCCUCGUGACCACCAUGACCACCGUGACCCUCAUGACCACCACGACCCGCAUGACCACCACGACCCUCAUGACCACCACGACCCUCAUGACCACCGUGACCCUCAUGACCACCGUGACCCUCAUGACCACCGUGACCCUCAUGACCACCGUGACCCUCACAACCCUCAUGACCACCGCGACCCUCAUGACCACCGUGACCCUCAUGACCACCGUGACCCUCAUGACCACCGUGACCCUCACGACCCUCAUGACCACCACGACCCUCAUGACCACCGUGACCCUCAUGACCACCGUGACCCUCAUGACCACCGUGACCCUCAUGACCACCGUGACCCUCAUGACCACCGUGACCCUCGUGACCCUCAUGACCACCGUGACCCUCAUGACCACCGCGACCCUCAUGACCACCGCGACCCUCAUGACCACCACGACCCUCAUGACCACCGCGACCCUCAUGACCACCGUGACCCUCAUGACCACCGCGACCCUCAUGACCACCGCGACCCUCAUGACCACCACGACCCUCAUGACCACCGCGACCCUCAUGACCACCACGACCCUCAUGACCACCGUGACCCUCAUGACCACCGUGACCCUCAUGACCACCGUGACCCUCAUGACCACCGUGACCCUCACAACCCUCAUGACCACCGCGACCCUCAUGACCACCGUGACCCUCAUGACCACCGUGACCCUCAUGACCACCGCGACCCUCAUGACCACCAUGACCCUCAUGACCACCACGACCCUCAUGACCACCGUGACCCUCAUGACCCUCAUGACCACCGUGACCCUCAUGACCACCACGACCCUCAUGACCACCGUGACCCUCAUGACCCUCAUGACCACCGUGACCCUCAUGACCACCACGAUAACUGAGACCUUGCAACGCGUAGAAGUGAUGACGGAGACGCUCCCCCAGACGCUCACACACUUCAGAGGACCGCAGCCCCUCCCCUCAGAGGAGGAAGACCUCCCCACGAAGAUGCCCAUCACGAGAAAAUGUCUUGCAGCGUCGCAAGGCCUCACGCAGAAGCCCCUCCCCCCAGAGGAGGAAGACCCCCCCACGCAGAAGCCCCUCCCCCCAGAGGAGGAAGACCCCCCCACGCAGAAGCCCCUCCCCCCAGAGGAGGAAGACCUCCCCACGCAGAAGCCCCUCCCCCCAGAGGAAGAAGACCUCACCACACAGAAGCUUCUCCCCCCAGAGGAGGAGGCGCAGGAGCCGAGAGCGCGGGUCCUCCCCUGGGCGCUCCUCCAGAGGUCCCUGAGGUCCUACUCUCCUUCAAGACCAGCCAGGUUUCCAUGGAACCUGAGCGAGUCUCCAUCCGGAGUCCGUGACACUCGCCCGUCAGAGAAGACGUCUGCACAGAGGGAGCUGGAGCAGAUGACCCGCCAGGCGCUGGAGAGCUCAGCGGUGGGACCCCUCGCUGGCUCUGCGGACCUCCCGGCUCUGGCCCAGAUGCUGGUCCCUGUCAUCAUGUCACAGAUGCAGCAGAUGAAGCCCUCUGCUCCUCAGGUAGUGCCCCCUACAGGCCCCAAGAGAGUAGAGAAGAAGCCUGUGGCCAAGACCCUCACCCCUGGAUUUAAGACGGUGAAGCCCUCGACGAUGGUGCGUCUGGGCGGCAUCGUGUCGCCGCUUUCUCACGAUGACGUCAUGGCGUUCGCUGAGAAGUUUGGAAAAACCAAAUCUGUGCUACUGUUUCGGCAAAAAGACCAGGCUGUGGUGUGUUUCGAGAACGAGGAAGAUGCAAAGAAGCUGAGAAACAAAGUGGACAUAAAGAUCAAAGGCCAUCCGGUGUUGCUGGUCAAAUACAAGGAGACGUACCAGGAGGUGAUGUCUGCGGCUCAGGGCAGUGACCCAGGAGCUGCCCCCAAGAAGAUCACCAAACCUAUAAAGUCCACCGUGAAAUCGAUUGCUGGGUCCAAAUCUGUUUCCAAAUGGUCGGGACCUAAAGCCACAGCAAACAAACCGCCUCCAGCGAGACCAGCACGAACCGGCAACUCUGCUGCGAAGAAAGAUCCAGCGCCAACGACCAAGAACACAAGAGGAACACAAGCUGCUGCUACAACGCCUCAGACCAUUUCCAAAAUCUCCAACAUCUCCAACCUCUCCACUGUUCCCACCAUCGGUUCCACUAACAUAGGCAUUGCCGAAGUGCUUGUGACCACGGAGAGAAGAGGUGCUGUUUCCCAGAACCUCAGAUCGGUCCAACUCUCCAGUCUUAAAGAGGUUCCGAUCCGUCACGGCAAGAUGGCUUCACGGCCAUCCAAACCAGAAACCAACGCUUCAGAAGUAAUGGAAGUCAAAGCCAUGGACCAGGAACCCAUUGAAAUCAGCAGCGGGACGGAUUGCGAAGACGAAGAAGUGGCUAAAGAAGAACCAAACCCAGCUGGUGAAGGACCUGCCGCGCCAACGAACAAACUGGACGAGCAGGAAAAAGCAUCUCCAACUUCAGAGCAACGUUUGGAAAAUGGAGAUUCCAAAGUGGAAGAACCCAAAGAGAAGGGUUUGGAUGAAACUGGUCCAAUUCAAGAAAUGGAAGGAACUGGCCCAAGUAAAGAGUUGGAAGAAACUGGUCCAAUUCGAAAUGUGGAUACUGUUGACCAGAAAGCAUCUGAGACUCUACCAGUCCAGAAGACGUCCCCAGAUGAGAGUCUACCAGUCCAGAAGACGUCCCCAGAUGAGAGUCUACCAGUCCAGAAGACGUCCCCAGAUGAGAGUCUACCAGUCCAGAAGACGUCCCCAGAUAAGACCCUACCAGUCCAGAAGACGUCACCAGAUGAGACUCUACCAGUCCAGAAGACGUCCCCAGAUGAGACCCUACCAGUCCAGAAGACGUCCCCAGAUGAGACCCUACCAGUCCAGAAGACGUCCCCAGAUGAGACCCUACCAGUCCAGAAGACGUCCCCAGAUGAGACCCUACCAGUCCAGAAGACGUCCCCAGAUGAGACCCUACCAGUCCAGAAGACGUCCCCAGAUGAGAGUCUACCAGUCCAGAAGACGUCCCCAGAUGAGACCCUACCAGUCCAGAAAACGUCCCCAGAUGAGAGUCUACCAGUCCAGAAGACGUCACCAGAUGAGACCCUACCAGUCCAGAAGACGUCACCAGAUGAGACCCUACCAGUCCAGAAGACGUCACCAGAUGAGAGUCUACCAGUCCAGAAGACGUCACCAGAUGAGACCCUACCAGUCCAGAAGACGUCACCAGAUGAGACCCUACCAGUCCAGAAGACGUCCCCAGAUGAGAGUCUACCAGUCCAGAAGACGUCACCAGAUGAGACCCUACCAGUCCAGAAGACGUCACCAGAUGAGACCCUACCAGUCCAGAAGACGUCACCAGAUGAGACCCUACCAGUCCAGAAGACGUCCCCAGAUGAGAGUCUACCAGUCCAGAAGACGUCACCAGAUGAGAGUCUACCACAGAGAGACGGUGGACAUUCCCAACCUGAGCAAGAGGCCUCUGGACAAACUGAGAAUUGUGUUGAGAACGAGGUGGUGUCUGAUGCUGCGAUGGAGCAGGAUGGAUCUGUUCUGGUCCCUGAGGACGUGUGUAUGGGAAGUGCAGAGGCUGAGGCGACACCAGGGGGCGCUGUGGCUGAGAACACCGAGACAUGUAGAGAAGAGGAGACAGAGACGACUGGGGACACGGCAGCAGAGAUGAUGGAUGUGUCAGACGCCGAACAAGUCCCAGGGAAAGAUGAUGGUGUUGUGUUUCCUCAGAAGUUUGCCGAGGCUCUGUCUAAACUCGCUAGCCACGCCUUUCGACAAAUUCCAAACUCUACAAUACUUUCUCCAGGAUUCCGGUACAUGAAGGGCUUCGUGGGCAACGUGAUGCAGCUCAGUAACCUCCCGGAGCUGGACCCUGAGGACCCCUACACCCAACAAGAGCUGGUGGACAUCCUCACACCGUUUGGGUUCAUCCACGAGUUCAACAGCAUCUACAUCCUCCCCCAGUGCAGAAUGAAUGGUAUGUCCCACCUGUCUCCUCCCCCAGUGCAGAAUGGUACGUCCCACCUGCCUCCUCCCCCAGUGCAGAAUGGUACAUUCCACCUGCCUCCUCCCUUAGUGCAGAAUGGUAUGUCCCACCUGUCUCCUCCCCCAGUGCAGAAUGUGCAGAAUGGUACGUCCCACCUGCCUCCUCCCCCAGUGCAGAAUGGUACGUCCCACCUGUCUCCUCCCCCAGGGCAGAAUGAUAUGUCCCACCUGUCUCCUCCCCCAGUGCAGAAUUUUAUGUCCCACCUGUCUCCUCCCCAGUGCAGAAUGAAUGAUACGUCCCACCUGUCUCCUCCCCCAGUGCAGAAUGAUACGUCCCACCUGUCUCCUCCCGCAGUGCAGAAUGGUAUGUCCCACCUGUCUCCUCCCCCAGUGCAGAAUGGUACGUCCCACCUGUCUCCUCCCCCAGUGCAGAAUGAUACGUCCCACCUGUCUCCUCCCCCAGUGCAGAAUGAAUGGUACGUCCCACCUGCCUCCUCCCACAGUGCAGAAUGGUACGUCCCACCUGCCUCCUCCCCCAGUGUAGAAUGGUACGUCCCACCUGCCUCCUCCCGCAGUGCAGAAUGGUACGUCCCACCUGCCUCCUCCCCCAGUGCAGAAUGCUAUGUCCCACCUGUCUCCUCCCCAGUGCAGAAUGGUACGUCCCACCUGUCUCCUGCCCCAGUGCAGAAUGGUAUGUCCCACCUGUCUCCUCCCCCAGUGCAGAAUGGUAUGUCCCACCUGUCUCCUCCCCCAGUGCAGAAUGGUACAUCCCACCUGCCUCCUCCCCCAGUGCAGAAUGUUAUGUCCCACCUGUCUCCUCCCCCAGUGCAGAAUGUUAUGUCCCACCUGUCUCCUGCCCCAGUGCAGAAUGGUACGUCCCACCUGCCUCCUCCCUUAGUGCAGAAUGGUAUGUCCCACCUGCCUCCUCCCCCAGUGCAGAAUGCUAUGUCCCACCUGUCUCCUCCCGCAGUGCAGAAUGGUACGUCCCACCUGUCUCCUCCCCCAGUGCAGAAUGGUACGUCCCACUUGCCUCCUCUCCCAGUGCAGAAUGGUAUGUCCCACCUGCCUCCUCCCCCAGUGCAGAAAGUUAUGUUCCCACCUGCCUCCUCCCCCAGUGCAGAAUGGUACGUCCCACCUGCCUCCUCUCCCUGUGCAGAAUGGUACGUCCCACCUGCCUCCUCCCGCAGUGCAGAAUGGUAUGUCCCACCUGCCUCCUCCCCCAGUGCAGAAUGGUAUGUCCCACCUGUCUCCUCCCCCAGUGCAGAAUGGUACGUCCCACCUGCCUCCUCCCCCAGUGCAGAAUGGUACACCCCACCUGCCUCCUCCCUUAGUGCAGAAUGGUAUGUCCCACCUGCCUCCUCCCCCAGUGCAGAAUGGUACGUACCACCUGUCUCCUCCCCCAGUGCAGAAUGUUAUGUCCCACCUGUCUCCUCCCCCAGUGCAGAAUGUUAUGUCCCACCUGUCUCCUCCCCAGUGCAGAAUGGUACGUCCCACCUGUCUCCUGCCCCAGUGCAGAAUGGUAUGUCCCACCUGUCUCCUCCCCCAGUGCAGAAUGAUACGUCCCACCUGUCUCCUCCCCCAGUGCAGAAUGAUACGUCCCACCUGUCUCCUCCCGCAGUGCAGAAUGGUACGUCCCACCUGUCUCCUCCCCCAGUGCAGAAUGAUACGUCCCACCUGUCUCCUCCCCCAGUGCAGAAUGGUACGUCCCACCUGUCUCCUCCCCCAGUGCAGAAUGGUACGUCCCACCUAUCUCCUCCCCCAGUGCAGAAUGGUACGUCCCACCUGCCUCCUCCCGCAGUGCAGAAUGUGCAGAAUGGUACGUCCCACCUGCCUCCUGCCCCAGUGCAGAAUGGUAUGUCCCACCUGUCUCCUCCCCCAGUGCAGAAUGGUAUGUCCCACCUGUCUCCUCCCCCAGUGCAGAAUGGUACAUCCCACCUGCCUCCUCCCCCAGUGCAGAAUGUUAUGUCCCACCUGUCUCCUCCCCCAGUGCAGAAUGGUACGUCCCACUUGCCUCCUCUCCCAGUGCAGAAUGGUAUGUCCCACCUGCCUCCUCCCCCAGUGCAGAAUGGUACGUCCCACCUGCCUCCUCUCCCUGUGCAGAAUGGUACGUCCCACCUGCCUCUUCCCGCAGUGCAGAAUGGUAUGUCCCACCUGCCUCCUCCCCCAGUGCAGAAUGGUAUGUCCCACCUGUCUCCUCCCCCAGUGCAGAAUGGUACGUCCCACCUGCCUCCUCCCCCAGUGCAGAAUGGUACACCCCACCUGCCUCCUCCCUUAGUGCAGAAUGGUAUGUCCCACCUGCCUCCUCCCCCAGUGCAGAAUGGUACGUACCACCUGUCUCCUCCCCCAGUGCAGAAUGUUAUGUCCCACCUGUCUCCUCCCCCAGUGCAGAAUGUUAUGUCCCACCUGUCUCCUCCCCCAGUGCAGAAUGUUAUGUCCCACCUGUCUCCUCCCCCAGUGCAGAAUGUUAUGUCCCACCUGUCUCCUGCCCCAGUGCAGAAUGGUACGUCCCACCUGCCUCCUCCCUUAGUGCAGAAUGGUAUGUCCCACCUGCCUCCUCCCCCAGUGCAGAAUGUUAUGUCCCACCUGUCUCCUCCCCCAGUGCAGAAUGUGCAGAAUGGUAUGUCCCACCUGCCUCCUCCCCCAGUGCAGAAUGGUACGUCCCACCUGCCUCCUCCCCCAGUGCAGAAUGAUAUGUUCCCACCUGCCUCCUCCCCCAGUGCAGAAUGGUACGUCCCACCUGCCUCCUCUCCCUGUGCAGAAUGGUACGUCCCACCUGCCUCCUCCCGCAGUGCAGAAUGGUAUGUCCCACCUGCCUCCUCCCGCAGUGCAGAAUGGUAUGUCCCACCUGUCUCCUCCCCCAGUGCAGAAUGGUACGUCGCACCUGCCUCCUCCCCCAGUGACGCACUUGUCUCCUCCCCAGUGCAGAAUGAUAUGUCCCACCUGCCUCCUCCCCCAGUGCAGAAUGUGCAGAAUGAUAUGUCCCACCUGUCUCCUCCCCCUGUGCAGAAUGAUAUGUCCCACCUGUCUCCUCCCCCAGUGCAGAAUGGUACGUCCCACCUGUCUCCUCCCCCAGUGCAGAAUGGUAUGUCCCACCUUGUCUCCUCCCCAGUGCAGAAUGAUAUGUCCCACCUGUCUCCUCCCCCAGUGCAGAAUGGUAUGUCCCACCUGUCUCCUCCCCCAGUGCAGAAUGGUACGUCCCACCUGCCUCCUCCCCCAGUGACGCACCUGCCUCCUCCCCCAGUGCAGAAUGCUAUGUCCCACCUGUCUCCUCCCCCAGUGCAGAAUGUUAUGUCCCACCUGUCUCCUCCCCCAGUGCAGAAUGGUACGUCCCACCUGCCUCCUCUCCCAGUGCAGAAUGGUAUGUCCCACCUGCCUCCUCCCCCAGUGCAGAAUGGUAUGUUCCCACCUGCCUCCUCCCCCAGUGCAGAAUGGUACGUCCCACCUGUCUCCUCCCCAGUGCAGAAUGGUACGUCCCACCUGCCUCCUCCCGCAGUGCAGAAUGGUACGUCCCACCUGCCUCCUCCCGCAGUGCAGAAUGGUAUGUCCCACCUGCCUCCUCUCCCUGUGCAGAAUGUACGUCCCACCUGCCUCCUCCCGCAGUGCAGAAUGGCUUUGAUCUCGAUGCCGGACCAGAUAAUGAUGAGGAACCUUCUGAAGGAGAUGUGCAGCGUCCAGCAGAUCAUGUUCAGAGGUCGACAGCUGCAGCCGCGCAUCAUCACCAACAAGUUCUCCUUCGCCCCACUGGAGUUCUACAAGUUCUUGAAGCACUUGUGCUACUCAAUUAGCGGUGUGAAAAGCUUCACGGCCCCUGACAAAAUGUUCUACUUCUCGGACAUUUCACACAACGACCAGAAGCGUCUGGAGGAGAGGAUCGCUGCUAUCGGCAACGUCACGGACUACCUCCCUCUGGUCAACAAGGUGUUUGUGGAGUUCGAGACGCACCAGGCGGCGGAUGCUCUGGGCGUUUACCACAGUCUCCUUAAAACACCGUGUUCGUAUCGGCUCUUCAGGAUGAUGCCCCCCCCCGGGCAGCCCUGCCUCCUGGACCGGAAAACGGCGAUGUCUGCGCUGCCGGCCGCCUCUGAGAUCCUCCCUGGAGUCACAAUGCCGACCUGGAAGCAGCUUCCAAAGAAUCACAGUGGGCCUUUCUGGGUCACCAUGAACACAGAGCCCUUCUUCUUCCCCACACUCACGCCCUGGUUCAGCAUCCCAGAUCAUGAGGUCAUAGGGCCGUCCAUAAAAGCACUGCACUCCAGACCAUGGGAGCACAGGGCUGUCAUGCUCACGUCGUUACCAGUGAAGCGGCUCAGUCACGAGGAGGUGGCUCAGCUGGUGUGGCCUCUGACCCUCAGGACCAUGGACUGUCUGUACUACAGCAUCACUGUGCUGCCCCUGCAGAGACGGGCUUUGAUCCAGUUUCCAGACAAAGAAAAGUGUCUGAUGUUUGCAGAGAACUAUCUGAGAAACCUCUACAGAAUCAGAGAAUCCUCUGUCAAAGGUGUCAUCCUCACCAACCACUGCGUCAAGUACUCAGAGGAUGAAAUGUACGUCUCACUGCUGCGGCUCAGCAACACUAACGUGGGCUCGCUGGAGCGGCUCCCGGAGAGGCUGCUGUGUGUGUUUGUGUCUCUGUUCUGCUUCGACGUGGUCCGGCUGGUCCUGGACCUGGUCCGCUCUGUGGCCCCCCUCCUCAGCCACCUGCCACUGACCAACAGGAUCUGUAUUGAAAUGGCAGAGGAGAAGGACAUUCCCCAAGUUCAGAAACUGCUGCGCAGCUUCAGGCCUGAGUCCAAGUGGGAGCAGAAGAUCUGGAGCCAAGUGUUAGCUGUGGAGACGUGCCUGGAGCUGAAAGAGCGGCAGAAGGGGUGGAAGGAGCUCAGGGUGAGACUGACCCGUGAGCCUCGUCUGUGCCCGCACAAGAGACCAGCAACAACCAGACUAGAACAACCCAAUGAGGACCAGAGACCAGAGCGAGAGAAACCGCCACAGAAGCAGAGCACAGCAGAGGAACCAGGACCCGAAGAAGAACAGAAGGAGACAGGACCAGCAGAGGAACCAGAGAAACCAGGACUAGCAGGGGAACACGAGGAGACUGAAGGUCCAGACAAUAAACCAAAAAAGACCUCAGAUGGAUCUUCCAAAGACUCAGACUUUCCUGAAGUCUUCUACAAAACUCUGAUCCUUGAUUUGAGGGAUCACAGGCUCAGCAGGCCGCCGUCUGACAGCGAGCAGGACAACAGCAAGAGUCAAACGUCAGAGAAAAGUGGCCAUCGCAGCUCGUCCAGACGUGUCCCCUUCGAGGACAUGUCAGACUUUGUGACGGUCGACGAAAUCUCAGAGAACCACAGCAGCUCCAGCCGCUACCACCACUCCUCCUCCAGCUCCCGCAGAGACUCCGACAGAGACCGACAUAGAGACUCCGACAGAGACCGACAUAGAGACUCCGACAGAGACCGACAUAGGGACAGAGACCACACGUCCUCUCGGUCUUCCAGAGAAUCCACGUGGCAUCCUUCGUCUUCCAGCUCCAGAUCAGACAGAGAUGGUUUCAAAAGUCCGACUUGCAGCUCCAGUCCUUCGUCUCAGAGAAAAACUAGUGAUUCCAUGAAAUGCCACUCCAGGAGCCGCUCCCACGAGAGGCAUUCAGAAAGAUCGGCCAAGUAUAAACAGGACAGAGAUGCAAAGCCGAGUCUCAAAGCUUCUGAAAAAACCUCAAAAUUGCAGGAAGAGAAGGAGAAAUCACAGCCUUGUUCAACAGUUACUGACUUGGACAAUGACGGCUUCCAAGUUCUUGACAACAUCGAUGAUCAAAGUGAAGAAACCGGAGCUGGUGUUUCAGACGUUUUGCAGUGGGAUUCAGCUGAGGCCAAAGUUAAAAUGGAAGAGGAGAUGAAGGAAUCUUUCAAAGUUCUCGACAGUAUCACUGAUGAACAAGCCAACGAAGAACCAGCUGAGGAACAGCUUCAAGAAGUUCCAUCUACAAACGAUUCAAAACCAGGAGAAAAAAGAAAAAGAGAUGAUGAGGAUGCAGGCGUUACCCCAAAAACUACCAAAAUCGAGGACGAAGAAGGAACUGAAGAGGACACCUUUGAAAUCCUGGAUUCCAUGGAAGACCAAGCUACUGUUGACGAUUUCCAAACAGCUGAAGACGUGUCUAAUCGUGAAAAAUUGGUAGAAAAAGACAAUUUUAAAGUCAUCGAUGAGGUUAGAGAUCAAUCUAAGUCUGAUACUGAAUGCAAGAAUACGAGAUCGACGAGGAGUGGGAGGCAGACCAGGAGUGAAGAGAAAGAGAAACUUCCAAAGCCACAAGUGCGAACGACCAGGCAUUCAGAACCAAGGACCAAACGUGACACAGCCGUUUCCAGAAUCGAAGAGGAAAUGGUUGAAUUUAAAGUUGUUGAUGCUGUGGAAGAGGAACCAGCACGAGAGCAACCAGCACGAGAGGAGACGGUGACCAGAAGACGUAGCACCCGAGGGAGAAGGUCGGACAAGGACGACUCUAUUGAAGACAGUUCUGUGAAAAUAGAUGUAAAUACAAGAGAAAGAAGGUCCAGAUCCACCAAAUCCAACCUUCAUGAAAAAACACAUCAAGAGGAUUCAAAACCAAAUGAACAAGAGCAGAUUGAACACACGUCGUCGAGAGAAGCUGGCGACAAUGAUGCUGUCACGGAUUUGGAACAAGGUGCAUUUCGGAUUUUGGACUCUGUUGAAGAAGACGCUGCAACAAUAUCGGAUUCUGCUGAAAUCAAAGCCGAUGAAAAGGCUAUCGGUGACUUGGAGCAGAAUGUGUUUGAGAUUUUGGAUGAGGUCCAGGAAGAAGUAGCAAUGUCUGAGAAGUCCAAAAAGGGAACUGGAGAGACGCCCUCACGGAGCAGAACCCCAGCGAGAGAGUCCCACGAAACAAAAGCCGAUGGAGGCGUCUACACAGUUGUGGAUUCAGUGGACGAUCGGCCGAGCAGAACAACUCGACAAACACGGUCCUCGAUCAGAGAGAAGUCCUCGGAGACGACGUUAAAAAGCAGCACGGGAACCAAACGUGGAAGGACUCCCGCCAGAGAAGUUAAAACUGAGACACAAGAAGCGAACGAAGAGGAGUUUCAAAUACUCGAUGCCGUGGAAGACGCAGCGGCUCCGCCUCCGAAAGCAAAAAGAGGACGACCGAGAAGACAACCUCAGAAGACUACUCCAAAAACAGACGGGAAAGUCAAAUCUGUGCAGGUGGAAGAACAGACGGUUACUUCUGAGGAUAAUUUACCAAAAGAGGUGGAAGAGGAGGAGCCCAUGUACGAAGUUCUGGAUUCGUUAGAGGAAGACCCAACUCUGGAUGACCCUACUUCAAUGGAUGACCCUACCUCUGAAGGGUCAAAUGAAGCGAAGUCGUCUAGCACAUUGGAAAAAACAAAACUGGAUUGUUCUGUUUCAGUUGUUGAUCUGUCCGUUCAAGAUAUGGCUCUUCUAAAGGAAACUCACGGGGUCAAAACACCGGUUCAGGAAAUGGACGAAUCCAAAAUGGACGAUAUAAAUCAAUCUGGGAGUUUGAGCGUGUCUCAGAAAUCGGACGUUAAGUUGAUCAGUGACGUAGACGUUUGUGAAGCUGAGAAGACGCAGAGACAGUCGACCAGAACGACGAGAUCUACACGGAGUGGGAGGGGCUGUCGCAGUCAAGAGGUGUCGCCCAAACCUCGAACAAGCCGACAAAGUGAAGCCAAACCGGAGGCGGGCGGCAAAGAAACGUCGGCAAACGUAGAAUCAAAGACAGAAAGUUCAGAAUCGAUCACUUUAGGGAUGUUUGGUGAUGAGGACUUUCAGGUUCUGGAUUCUGUUGAAGAUGAAAUGGAGGUUAAAGAACAGACUCCUCGAACUUCGGCCAAAAAGAAGGGAAGGGCUCGCAAGCAGCCCAAGAAGACCGCACCACGGAAGGUUGAGCCAUGUGUGGCUGUGGAGGAACGGGAGGAGUCCAACACGGGAAGCCAAUCCAAGGAUACGUCUGGAACUGCUCUGGAAGAAAGUGUGAAAACUGAGGAAGACGAGCCGCCGCUGUAUGAGGUCGUGGAUGCAGUGGAUGAAGAGGACGACGGCACAUCUGCAGAAGUCAUGGUGGAACAAUGUGAUGAAAACAAUCACGGACUGUUAAGCCAAGACCAAGUCGCCUGUGAGAUCAGACCGGAAACUGAGGAUGGAGAUGGAACGAGAUUGGAUCAGAAAGAUUAUGAAAAUAUAGAAUCGCAACAAGUAGAAACACCUGCAUCAUUUGGAAAUCAUGAUUCAGAAGAAAAACAAGCAUUUCUACAACAUUUGGACCAGAAAAGUUCAAAAGACGUUGAAGAUGCAAGAUCUGUGGAGGAAGGUUGUGAAGCGACAUCGUGUGAACCUAAAGUAGAGACUCAGGAUGAAGACCAAAGGAAGGAGGAAACCAGCAAUCUGCUCAAAAGGACUGGACCAGUAUCGGACAAUGAUGGUUCUGUCGUGGAUGGAGCUGCACCAGAGUCGAGCCACACUGGCCUCACCAGUCCCAGUGUGGAUAUGAAUCUGGAUGCAGUGAGCGACGAGGAGGAUUUCCCGGACGAGGACGGGUUAGUGGUGUUGGAUGAGAUCUUGGAAGACUCGGAGGAGGAGUGUGAGGUGGGGAAGGACGGGCUGGAGGCGGAAGUGGGGCCUGAGCCAGAGGGAUCCGUCCAAGAACCAGGCGUCCAGGGAGACCAGCCAGAGGGAUCCGUCCAAGAACCAGGCGUCCAGGGAGACCAGCCAGAGGGAUCCGUCCAAGAACCAGGCGUCCAGGGAGACCAGCCAGAACCAGCUGAUGCAGACACACUGGAAUCGUCACAAACUCCGGCUGAGGAGGCCACGGCGGCGGGAGAAGCCCCAGACCAACUCAAAUCUGUCAAACGCAAACUGGAAGACGACGCAGAUGAGGUUCUGAACUUUGUGACUGUGGAUGAAGUUGGAGAAGUGGAGGAGCUGACGCCAAGAGGCCGCGGCCGCAGGAGAGGCCGAAAAACCCCAGUGAGAAAAUCAGCUCGAGGUCGAGCAGUGGCCCCUAAAGACGAGGUGCGGCCGGAGCCCAGGUCCAGAGCAGAGUCUGUGGAGAGACCGAGACUGUCAGAGACUGAGAGGCGAGGAGAGGCGAGGGGGCUGCAGCUGGGAGUGGAGGCCGACGUCAGAGUCGGCAGUAAACGCAGCAGUGUCGCCGAGGGACCGCACUCCAAGCGGUCUCGCUCUCAGUCGCCGUCUGCUUCAUCGGACGCCAGGCUCCCGCCGUUCAGACGCAACAACCCGAUCGGUCAGGACUAUGUGGAGCCCAGGACUGGUUUCUUCUGCUCUUUGUGCUCGGUGUUUUAUGAGACUGAGUCGUCGGCGAGAGACCAGCACUGCAGCAGCCGCCGCCACUAUGACAACCUGAAGAAACAUUUGGAGAGAGAGUCCAGAGCAACGAGUCACUGA
Messenger RNA from Knipowitschia caucasica, 16335 nucleotides. The record is from the annotation of a GenBank genome assembly. Lineage: Eukaryota; Metazoa; Chordata; Actinopteri; Gobiiformes; Gobiidae.